AGUGGCCCAAUCGUAGCCGCUCGUUCAAAGCCCCCCUUCAGCCGCUCAGUUCUUGUAUCGCUUCGCUGCUAGCACGUCGUUCUACAAUGUCGCUUCUUAACAAGGGAUCGCGCCUCAUGACCCAGUCGCUCCGCGCUGGCGCCCGCAGCAUGUCGAGCGCUACCGAGCAGGAGGCCAAGGAGCAGAUGUACCGGUGGCGCACGAUCUCCAAGGGCAUGAUCGGCCUGGUUGGAGUGUACACGGUGUACGCUAUCGGCGACCACCUGAGCCACGAGCACCAUGAGGAGGAGACGCCUGCCUACCCGUACCUCAAGAUGCGCACCAAGCCCUUCCCGUGGCCCGAGUCGAACUGCGACCUGCUGGACUUCGAAUGCCGCCGCAAGGCUCGCGAGGCCAAGAAGGCGCUGGAGUAAACGGUUGUAUCAAGGAGAAAGCAGAACAGGCCAAAGGACAGAAGCAACGCCAGGGAGUAAGCUGAACGUUAAACUUGUCUUCACCGGUACUACUAUUUCUUUGGCUUGGUUCAUUCACUACACUACCCACACGCACACACACACUACCAACUAAAAAAAUAAAAAAAAAAUGCAACCAGUCUUCGAAGCUACCGGUAUAAACCCUGUCCGAUACUGCAACUCCAUUCACGAGACAGGAGGCCAAAAUUGAUGGUGAAGUAAGAUUAUUAAGUGCAAUUGGGU
Messenger RNA from Phytophthora nicotianae INRA-310, 695 nucleotides. RefSeq lists its product as hypothetical. The coding region runs from base 87 to 413 and encodes 108 amino acids. The transcript is spliced from 2 exons. Gene Ontology annotation, molecular function: enzyme regulator activity. The record is from RefSeq and is a predicted model, not a curated record. Gene Ontology annotation, biological process: mitochondrial electron transport, cytochrome c to oxygen. Gene Ontology annotation, cellular component: mitochondrial inner membrane. NCBI's taxonomy places the organism in Eukaryota, Oomycota, Peronosporomycetes, Peronosporales, Peronosporaceae.